Molecule: messenger RNA, 1019 nt
Organism: Moneuplotes crassus
Lineage: Eukaryota; Ciliophora; Spirotrichea; Euplotida; Euplotidae
Source: the annotation of a GenBank genome assembly
AUGGAAUCUUAUGCAGAUGCCAAGGAAGAAUCAAAGGAUGACUGGGGAGCAGCCAGUCCUGACAGGAAGGAUGACCAAGAAGAAAGUGAUCAAGAUGAAGAGCUAAUAACACAACCAAUCGAAAAGAAGUCAGUAGAUAAGCCAAAAGUUGUGAUAGUGCUGUCUCUGAAGAAGUUACUAUACCUACCAAUUAAAAGAGAAGAAUUUAAGAACUUGAAUGAAGAUGUCGAAGCUAUGCUUAUGUUUAAUAAACAUAAGCUUCAUUGGUAUUGGAGACAACAUCUUGCUUCAUUUUUGGACAUUAUUAUGAGCCAUCCUAGAGCAAUUGUUGUGUUGUCUACUACAAAGAAAAAGAAAAAUACACAUGAAAUCAUUACAAAUCUAAAGCAUAAUCUUGAAACUUACUCUGAUUGGGAUGAAAAGACCAUAAAAGGAGAGAAUAAAUUAGAAAAAGUGCUCAAAUGGUUUGAGAAGACGAUGCUUUACCAAGAAAAUCAUUGAACUGCAUACACAAUUCCAGAAACAAAGAGGGAAGAAAUGACCAGAGAUUUGAACAAAAUUGUGUUUGCUUUACAAGAAGCUGUUGACGAUGAAUCAAUAUUACUUUCAGAAAUAUCUCCUGAAGACAUUAAAGCUGAGAAUAUAAUCUGUGUAGAAACAGAAGCAUUGAAGAUGAAGAAUCAUCCUGAUCAUAUGCUUUAUGCCCCUGAGAUCGAUGAAGCUGAUGUUGUUGAGAAUUACUCUAACAAUCAUGAAGAUGACGAACAAGUUUUCAAAGAUGUAAAAGAAUCUAAUCAAAUUAUCGAAUCUUUAUUCAGAGCUCUUAAUGACUAUGAUGAUAUUUCAGCUUUCAUAAAGGAUAAGACUCUUGGAACUUUUACCAAUCAAAACGAUACUGGUGAAGGAUAUAUAAGCACACAGAAUAUGCUGAGUUACCCUGACAUUGAUCUCAGCUCCUUGUAUAGCCACAAAACUUUGGGGUGGCUGUUUAGUGGAGCCUAAGAUAUUUUACUAAAUUU